Messenger RNA from Thelazia callipaeda (thelaziosis nematode), 255 nucleotides. The record is from the annotation of a GenBank genome assembly. Lineage: Eukaryota; Metazoa; Nematoda; Chromadorea; Rhabditida; Thelaziidae.
AUGUCAGGUGAAGUAGUUCGACCGACUUCUAUAUCACAAUUGCUGCCAAAUAUGAAAAGUGUCAAUCUGACAUUCAUUGUUCUUGAUGUGGGGCAGUCUCGACGUACUCCUCAAGGUCAUGAUGUACGCACAAUCCGCGUGGCUGACCCAACAGGCUCUGUUCUUAUGGGUGUUUGGAAUGAUGUUGGGGACAAAAUUUGCUCUGGCGAUAUAUGGCGACUACGACAUCAUGGCCAUCAGUUGAUCAAGUUGUAA